Miscanthus lutarioriparius is the source of this 1572-nucleotide messenger RNA. The record is from the annotation of a GenBank genome assembly. Lineage: Eukaryota; Viridiplantae; Streptophyta; Magnoliopsida; Poales; Poaceae.
AUGUCCGUCGCAGCAGUUCUGCCGGACGACGCGCCUUGGCGGCCAUGGGCGGACCUCCCUUUGGAUCUCCUUCGUGACAUCUCGCGCCGCCUCCACGCCACCACCGACUACGUCCGCUUCCACGCCACGUGCAAGCCCUGGCGCGACACGCUUCCGCCAGCGCAGUGCUAUCCCGCGUUCCUGCCAUGGCUGCUCGCGCCUCCGGACUCCACCAAGCACCGGAAGGCUCGCUGCGUCUUCUCCUCGUCCAAGUCGACUGGCCGUGGCACCGGCGCCGCCACUGAUACAUCGGUUCCAGAUUGCAGGUGGGUGAUCAGCCUGGUAGACGGCACUGUGAUCUCUACCCUCACCAGUAUCUGUUCCGGCGGCCUCACCGACCCUCUCACUGAAUCUGCAUCUGCAUUGGGCACACCCCUACCCCUACCGCCCUUUUCAUGUGACCAAGAGACCAAGUGGUGGGUGGACCACGCCAACGGCGUGGUCUCCGGCGACGGCACAAUCUUUCUAUAUUUGAUUGUUCCCGUCCGCUGCAGAUGGUAUUACCUGUGGCCGUUCAAUGCUGCCCUCCUGCGUCCGGGCGAUGCGGCGUGGACAUUGGUGCGUAAAGAGUACCACGGCAUAUCCUCCAUAAACAGGUGCAUUGCCCAUCACGAUGGGAAGAUCGUCAUACGCAACGGUUACUGGUCUUCCUCCUGCAUCGAGACGAGGCAGGUCCACUGGUGGGAGGAGUGGGUUACCGAUACCCCAUUGCCAUCUGAAUAUGGCAAAGCGUUGCAGUCCAGCUACCUCUUGGAGUCUCGAGGCGAGCUUCUUCUCGCAAAUGUCCUAGCCAAUCAUACGCAAGGUUACCGCUAUACCGUGGGCAGCUUUGUCGACGGGCUGUCGGUUUCAGUCCACGUGCUGCAGCAGGCAGAAGGCGGAGAAACACAGUGGGUGAAGAGGGACGGCCGGAGCUUGGCUGAUCGCGUCAUGUUCCUUGGGAGGCCAAGCAGCUUUGCUGUGGAUGCCGCACGGUUUGGCGUGAGCAGUGGUGGCUGCGCCUAUUUCGUCAUGAAGAGCGAGCUCUAUGGGGGGAUCUGGAGCAAGAUGGCCAUCAAGCAGUGCCGUGUGUUCAAGUACAGCUUCCAGGACGAUAGGUCGGAAUUCGUCGAGCAGCUCCCGGCUGAAUGGGACGACGACGCCUGCAUGUGGGUCACGCCACCACAACCUUCCAUCGCUUCAACUGAGGAAAUUAGAGAGAGGCUUGAGCCUUCACACACAAAGGCUGCAGGAGGGCCACGAUUAUUUGGGCCUUAUUUCAGGAUUUAUGUGGGCAAUCUGCCACGGAAUGUGGAUAGCUAUCGACUGGGACAGUUCUUAAGCAAGUAUGGCAAAGUAGCAGAAGCAAGGGUCAUGUACCACAUAAAAACCAAGCGUUCACGAGGGUUCGGGUUUGUGACCAUGGCGACCCUAGUCGAUCAUGAGCAGGAACAAGCUAUUGCUAAGCUGAAUGGACAGAUUUUGGACGGGCGUCCCGUGCGUGUGAAGCUUGCAGAUCAGAAGCAGCCACAUGCAUGUAGCUUGCUGGUCUAG